AUGGAGACGGCGCCCUCCAGCGCCGCCGCAGCGGGCUCGGCCGUGCCAUGGACGGUGCUGGCCGGAAACGGGGCCGGGUGGUUCGGGCAGGCCGGGCCAGCACAACAUAGCGCAGCGCAGCACGGUGCGGUUUCUCCCUGCGGGUCUCCUUGCAGCGUCGCAGGGAGGCCCCGCUCUCUGAAGAGAGACGGACAGGUCGGUAGCGGGGGCUGCGUGGAGAACCGCGGGGAGAUCGGGGAAUCCCCGGGCGGCAGGCCUCUCCCCGAGGCACUCUGCUGCAGUGGAGCAGGUGAGUUUGUGGGGGAACAUGGGGCAGCAUCGAACCCAUGGAGAUGCAGAAGCUGCCAGGAGCUUCAGUGUCGAUGCAGAGAGAAGCUGGCUGGCUCCACGAACACUCCUACAGAAAAUCAAUUGGAAGAAGAUUUUGUGAAGCUGUUCAAGAAAUCACUGCGCACCUUCCCAUCCACUGGCCUGCCUAGCCUUCUGGCCUACAGACCUGAAUCGUUACGAGAAAUCUUACAGGCUGAGAUAGAAGAGGACUUUGCUCCAAGAUGUGAGUACUGUGGCAGCCUGCUGAAGCCGUUCCCUUCCUUUGAAGACAUUUGCCCACUGUCACAGGAUUAUGAAUCAAAAUUUUGCUGUGAACAUAAUCGAGACCUCUUUGAGUUCAUUGUGAAUGAGAAGAAGAUAUACAAAGGCACCUGGAACAUUCUCACCGAUGUUGGCCCCCAGAAGACCUGUGAGGGGAAGACCCACAAAGGUGCCUGGAACAUUCCCGUUGAUACCGGCCUCCAUAAGUCCCAUGAGAGGAAGACCCAUGAAGGCAUCUGGAGUGUUCCCAUUCAUGUUAGCACCCAAGAGUCCCAUGAGGGGAAGACCCAUGAAGAUGACGGGAGCAUUGCUAUUGAUGUUGGCUCCCAUGAGUCCCGUGAGGGGAAGACCCAUGAACAUGCCAGGAGCAUUCCCACUGAUGUCAUCCCCAAUGAGUCCCAUGGCACCGAAGUCAACAGGCUGCUGUCAGAGGAGAGGGUGUAUGAGAGGCAGGUGGAGAGACGAUCAACCAGACAGUUAUUUUUGCAGGCAACAAAGGCAGCACUUGCAGCUAAACGUUUAAACGAACCUGGCACAAUUUUCUACCAGCUUUCCCUGGAGCCCCCAUCACCAAACAGCUGGACACUGAUGCCUGCUGAGAGAGCAGCAGAACCCAAGGAGGAGCCCAUCUCCUAUAGUAUCACCUGCUGUGAUUUUACCUCUGUUGGUGGAAAGGUAGUGAAGAAUGAAUUGCUGGAAAAGUACUACAAACAUGGGGGGAAAUUCCUUACCAUGCUUCCAGAUGGAACAGUGCAGUUAUUCUAUCCCUCUGGAAACCUGGCAAUCAUUGUUGUACAGAAGAAAAAAUGUUGUGUUUGCAUAGUACAGGAAGACAAGCCAAGUUACGCUGAAAUACAAGCAAUAUUUAAGUCUGAUGGCAGAAGUACUUGCUAUUACCCAAAUGGAUCUGUGUGGAUACACAUGAGCAUUCAGGGAGGGCAGUAUUUGGACCAAGCAGGCAGCAGGGUGAGGAGGUGGACAUGGCCAAACAGCAUCAUGUCACCAGGACCCCAUGUCCCGCUGAAACCCAUCUUCAUCUCCCUCAACCGGCACGUGGGGGUCAGGAUCCUGGGCCAGGAUAAGAUCACUGUUUCCUUCCUUGCCAUGGGGCAACAAGCAAAAUUCAACGUGGGAACCAAACUGCAGGUCAGCGAUGUCAGCCAGCUGCCUCCCCCUGCUCCGCUGAGUGAAGACGAGCUCCUGCUGCUUGCCUUCAGGGUGAGGAUCCUGCAGCUCUUUGACAGACUGCGUGGAUGCUUAAACUUUCCUUCUAGUGAGCAACGGGACAAACUGAAGCCUCCAGCAUACCUUAUCACACAGACGUUGAAGAUCUUACAGCUUUGCACAAGUUCUGACAUAAGCGAUGAGCUACGCAGCUCAGUCAGGGCAAUAAUAAAUGCUGAAGUCUGACCAGCAA
Molecule: messenger RNA, 2008 nt
Organism: Neopsephotus bourkii (Bourke's parrot)
Lineage: Eukaryota; Metazoa; Chordata; Aves; Psittaciformes; Psittacidae
Gene: ERICH6
Product: glutamate rich 6
Exons: 11
Coding region: 1-2001 (666 amino acids)
Source: RefSeq, a predicted model, not a curated record